CUUCGUCAUACCUACGUAACUUCCUCUAAGCGCUGGCUCCGGGAAAACAACAUCGAGACGACCCGAGCCUGAAGAAAAACGCCUGAAAUACCCUCAACCUUAACAUCUGUGCCCUUCGUUUUCGUUGUAAUAUCUAACACUUGAAACACAAAAUGCCCCAGAACGAGCACAUUGAGUUACACCGCAAGCGCCAUGGGUACCGCCUGGACCACCAUGAGAAGAAGAGGAAGAAGGAGAGCCGUGAAGCUCACGAGCGCUCUCACAAAGCCAAGAAGUUAAUCGGGCUGAAGGCCAAACUUUACCACAAACAGAGACAUGCAGAGAAGAUCCAGAUGAAGAAGACCAUCAAAAUGCACGAACAGAGAAAGACCAAACAGAAGAACGACGACAAGACGCCAGAGGGAGCUGUUCCUGCGUACCUGCUGGACCGAGAGGGUCAGUCUCGAGCUAAAGUCCUCUCCAACAUGAUCAAACAGAAGAGGAAGGAGAAGGCAGGGAAAUGGGAAGUUCCGUUGCCGAAAGUGCGAGCGCAGGGAGAGACAGAAGUCUUCAAGGUGGUCAAGACUGGGAAAAGACAGAAGAAGGCAUGGAAGAGGAUGGUCACCAAAGUCUGCUUUGUCGGCGACGGCUUCACACGUAAACCUCCAAAAUAUGAGCGUUUCAUCAGACCCAUGGGCCUACGGUUCAAGAAGGCUCACGUCACACAUCCAGAGCUGAAGGCCACGUUCUGCCUUCCCAUCCUGGGAGUGAAGAAGAACCCGUCAUCGCCGCUCUACACGACGCUGGGUGUCAUCACCAAAGGAACAGUCAUAGAGGUCAACGUCAGCGAGCUGGGACUGGUCACACAGGGAGGAAAGGUCAUCUGGGGUAAAUACGCUCAGGUGACGAAUAACCCAGAGAACGAUGGCUGCAUCAACGCCGUGCUCCUGGUAUAAGACCACUGACUUGAUAAGACUGUGCCUGGAUCACUUUUGUUUUUUUGUUCACGGAGUGGAGGAGACGUCUGCAGACGGCGCCUCUGAAGAAUCAUGGCUGUGUAAAGUUUGAUAUGAAUAAAAUUGAUGUGACAUCAGA
Molecule: messenger RNA, 1074 nt
Organism: Synchiropus splendidus (mandarinfish)
Lineage: Eukaryota; Metazoa; Chordata; Actinopteri; Syngnathiformes; Callionymidae
Gene: nsa2
Product: NSA2 ribosome biogenesis homolog (S. cerevisiae)
Exons: 6
Coding region: 153-935 (260 amino acids)
Biological process (GO): maturation of 5.8S rRNA; maturation of LSU-rRNA
Cellular component (GO): nucleolus; preribosome, large subunit precursor
Source: RefSeq, a predicted model, not a curated record